AUGUGGCGGCACGCGAGACCGGUAGCUCGCCAACUCCGAACCUUGGAUGGGCGGCGUGCCGCAUCGACUGAAAAGCAAAAGGUCAUUUUCUCGGGUAUCCAGCCUACAGGAACACCGCAUUUGGGCAACUAUGCUGGCGCUAUCCGGCAAUGGGUGCAGCUCCAAAGCGAGCCGGCCGAUUAUUGCAGGCUUAUCUAUUCCGUCGUUGACCUGCAUGCCAUCACUGUGCCCCAACAAGCGAAGCAAUUAAGCCAGUGGAAGAGGGAGACACUGGCUGCAUUGUUGGCAACUGGUAUCAAUCCCGAACGCUCGACCUUGUUUUACCAAUCUUCUGUUCCGUCACACUCAGAACUCAUGUGGAUCCUGAGCUGCACAGCCUCUAUGGGUUACUUGUCUCGUAUGACGCAGUGGAAGAGCAAGUUGUCGCUCUCUUCUGACGCCACCAUUCUCGAUGAAAGUGCCAAGGCUUCAUUGAAGCUCGGCUUGUUUUCGUAUCCGGUUUUACAGGCCGCAGAUAUCCUCGUUCAUCGUGCUACACACGUUCCCGUGGGUGAUGACCAGAGGCAACACCUUGAGUUUGCUCGCGAAUGUGUAACAAACUUCAACCAUCACUUCGGCCCGCACCUCGUACUACCAAAAACCAUCACAUCUACUGCCCGACGAGUUAUGUCACUUCAGCAACCCAAUCAGAAGAUGUCCAAAUCAGCCAAUGAUCCAAGGUCACGCAUCCUCAUAAUUGACACGCCCGAGGAGAUUCACAACAAAAUCAUGAGUGCGCGGACGGACUCUUCGAACUAUGUUUCUUAUGAUCCGACCAACCGGCCAGGGGUAUCGAAUUUGGUGGAAAUUCUAUCCAUCUUCGAUAGCCAGGGAAGGACCCCAUGCCAGCUUGCUGAAACCCUCUCUCAGACAUCUCUUAAAGACCUCAAGCAGAUCGUCUCUGCAGCUGUCGUCCAAGGGCUUGAUGGAAUUCGUGCGCGCUACUUCGAUUUUUUGUCGGCGGACGAGGGGAAAUAUCUCGACGCCGUCGAGGCACAAGGGGCAAAAAGGGCCCGUCUUAGCGCAGAGGAAACUAUGACCAUUGUACGAGAAGCAACUGGGCUAUAA
Messenger RNA from Colletotrichum graminicola M1.001, 1107 nucleotides. Its product is annotated as tryptophanyl-tRNA synthetase. The record is from RefSeq and is a predicted model, not a curated record. The transcript is spliced from 5 exons. Gene Ontology annotation, cellular component: mitochondrial matrix; mitochondrion. Gene Ontology annotation, biological process: mitochondrial tryptophanyl-tRNA aminoacylation. Gene Ontology annotation, molecular function: ATP binding; tryptophan-tRNA ligase activity. Lineage: Eukaryota; Fungi; Ascomycota; Sordariomycetes; Glomerellales; Glomerellaceae. The coding region runs from base 1 to 1107 and encodes 368 amino acids.